AUGAAGUUACCCUUUUGUCGGCGCCAUGAUGCGCGCGGACGUCCGCUCUCUUUUACCUCUUCCUUUUUCGCCAUAUCCUCGCUCUUGUCGCUCUCGGCAAGUGCGAUUACAUUCAAACCCGCCCCGCCGGCGAACCUCGACCUCAGCCAGCUCGGCCGGGUAACACUGAUUGGGGACUUUUCCGGAGUCUCUCUCUUCGAAUUCGAGGAGCAGAAUGAGAGACCGUCGGGCAAUAAUGGCAGCCAGUCAUUGCUGGCGCGGUUACCCAAUAGGGUCCUCGCACCAGUCGUCAAGACAGAUGCGUCCAUCCAAACGAUGUGCGCCUACACCCUGAAAAAUGGAUCUGUGGCCGGAGUGGUACUGGGAGGAAACUUCACAAGUCUCGGCGAUUUGCAGUCCACCGCCAUCGCGUUAUUUAACCCCAACACGUCGGAAAUAACGCCACUAUCCGGACUCUCAGGCCAGGUCAACGCCGUCCUCUGCGAUCAGAAUAGCGGGACGGUCUACGUGGGAGGGAACUUUGCCGGUGCGAACUCGACGAACGCCAUCGCGUGGGUCGAGUCCGAAGGCUUCAGGAACCUGCCUUUCGCGGGGUUUAAUGGACCUGUCACGUCCAUCACCAAAGCGGCCAACGGUCACAUCAUCUUCGGGGGGAGCUUUACUGGACUCGGGAACGCGAGCACACCUAGCCAACCGGACGGCCAAGUCAUCAAUCUUUCCACGGCGAAAAUCACCGCCGGAUCCUCCACGACUGCGGGAGGAUUCAGUGAUCCGAAGAACAUCGUCUGCAAAACCAGCGGUGCAGACGGUGCGGGGAACACAUGGCUGCUCCAGGACCAGACGCCCGGGUUCUGGCAAGCUUCAUUCAACUUCGGGUUCCAACCCACCAAACUGAGGCUGUGGAACACGCAUCAGGAUGGCCGGGGGACGAAGACGUGGCGGUUCACCGCCCUUCCCAUCAACGGCAUCUUGAACUUCACGUAUAUCGAUCUGGCAACGGGAGGGAAUGCGUCGUGCACCAACGAAUGCCCCUUGAGCGACGACCCAUCAAAACCGUUCCAGGACUUCCACUUUGUCAACUCUAUCGGCAUGAACGCGUUCCGGCUCGAUAUCUCGGCCUUCUACGGCAACGGGGGAGGAUUGGACGGCAUCGAGCUAUUCGGUGACGACAUCUUCGCAUAUGCCAUCAACGACUUCAACGAGCCCGCUUGUGCCGGUCUCGAGUUUCCCUCCACAGCAACGGCGACGGGCCCUUGGGUCGUGAGUCCGUCGCAGUCGAGCACCUCCGAGUACCUGUCUGCCGAUCUCUCGAGUCCCAUCACUGAAUCGUCGGCGUCCAUCGUCUUCUCCCCCGAUAUCAGGGAGUCUGGCCAUUAUUCCGUGAAUCUGUAUACCCCUGGCUGUAUCCAGGAUAAUACAUGCUCAUCUCGAGGGCAGUUUGUCAUUUCGGGACAGAUGACUGCUGACCCGACCAGGAGUGACGGUAUAAACCAGACACUGUUCCAGACGAACAACUUCGAUAAAUACGACCAGAUCUACUUUGGCCAAAUAGAUGCGAGCUCUGGCAGCUUCCGGCCGACCGUCACAAUGACACCUGUUGCCGGCCAGUCCCUCGACCGCAUGACUUUCGUUGCCCAGAGGGUCGGUUUCACCCGGAUCAACUCGACAGGCGGUCUGAACGGGUUAUUCGAGUACGAUCCCACUUCGACCGUUGUUAACACGAGCGACUUCUCCAGCUCUAUCUUCAACAAGCUCGGGUCAUCUUUCUCGGCGGGCUCGGCUGUCAACGCCCUCGCCACCUCUGGCGAUGUCACGUUUGUUGGAGGCAACUUCACAUCCACAACCACGAGAAAUAUCGUCGCUAUCAACCCCAAGGAUGCCUCGACCAAGUCUCUGGAUGGAGGGCUAAACGGCGCGAUACUCUCCAUGUACCUCAAUGGCACGAACCUAUUCGUGGGCGGCAUAUUUAGCAGCAGCGAGGACGGCUCGACCCCGGGACUGAACAAUGUCGCGGUCUAUGAUACGUCCAAGAAUUCGUGGAGCCCACUCGGUUCCGGCGUGGAUGGCAGAGUCCUACGAGUGGUUCCUCUCACCAUGAACGUCACCAGCACCACUCCCGAGGUUGUCAUCAGCGUUACGGGCGAUUUUAAGGAACUGCGGGCAUUCGAUAAAAACCCGGAUAUUCCGGCUAACGGCUUUGGCAUCUGGGUGCCAUCUCAGAAUAACUGGCUCAGGAACCUGGAUCUACCGGUUGAGAGGAUAGAAGGUAUUCUCACAUCCUCGAUACUAGAUAUCCCCGGUGGAGACAGCCUAUACGCCGGUUCCAUUUCGUCCUCGUCCACCAUCGGCGCCAAUGGUGUCGUCACCUUGGGCAACACGCUCGGCCUUCUCCCCGUGCAAAUCGAGGCUCCAUCUGCCAGGACCAGCGGCCUGGGAAAACGCGAUACUCUCUCCAACAGCACGCUGUCCGGCGUGGUCACUGGAGCGUUCGACCAGGACAACAACCGAAACGUGACGAUCCUUGCUGGACAUUUCACGGCGAAGGCAACCAAUGGCUCCGAGGUCCGCAACCUCGUAUUUAUUGAUGGCUCAGACAAGGACGCUGUUACUGGAUUGGGGUCUGAGAUCUCGGAGGAUUCAGCUUUCGUUGCUAUUGCUGUCCAAGGAGAUGUCCUCUUCGCGGGGGGGAACGUCACUGGGACCGUCGACGGCUCGCAGGUCCAUGGACUGAUAGCCUACAAUCUCGCCACCAAGACCUACAGCCCUCAGCCUCCGGCGCUCUCGGGUGGGAAUGCGACCGUCUCCUCCAUCGCUGUUCGACCUGGCACGGGUGACGUCUAUGUCGGCGGCUCCUUCCUGACCGCAGGAUCUCUUCCUUGUCCUGGUGUCUGCUACUUCAGCACGAACUCAGGCCAGUGGAAACAGCCCGGCCAGAACCUCGAAGGGACCGUUAAUACUCUAAUGUGGGCAAGCGACUCGAAGUUGCUCGCUGGCGGUAACCUCACCAUCAACGAUACUGCCUCCUCGUCCCUCGCGGUGUUUGAUGUAAGCAAGCAGUCUUGGGACAGCUUUCCCGGUUCAAACCAACUGCCGGGACCGGUCGACAUCCUUACUCCCGCGUCGAAGGACGGCAGUCGGGUUUGGGUCGCUGGGACGUCGUCGAAUGGUUCGGUAUACCUCAUGAAAUACGACGGAUCCCAAUGGAACUCGACAGGCCAGGCCCUUUUGCCCGGUACCAAUAUCCGCAGCCUCCAGAUGUUCUCGCUCAAAUCCUCCCACGACUCUUCUCCGCUUCUCGAUUCCAAGCAGGCGCUCAUGCUGACUGGUUCCAUCGUCCUCCCCAAUUUCGGAAGUGCAUCGGCCGUCCUGUUCAAUGGGGUCACUUUCGAACCAUUUGCUCUCACGACCGGCGCCGGCAACGGCCUGGGCAGCAUUGCGCACAUAUUCUCGGAGAAACAGAACUUCUUCACCUCCAAGAACGGCAACCUCCCACUGGUCUUCAUUGUGCUGAUCGGUCUCGGUAUCUCGCUCGGCCUUAUGCUGCUUCUUGUCGUCGCCGGCCUAUUCCUCGACAGGCUGCGCAAGAAGCGCGAGGGCUAUGUUCCAGCUCCGACUUCCAUGUACGACCGGGGCAGUGGCAUUCAAAGGAUACCUCCCGAAGAGCUACUGGGAAAUGUUGGCAGGACGAGACCAGGCGCACCACAAGUAUGA
This is a messenger RNA of Phialemonium atrogriseum, 3711 nucleotides long. Its product is annotated as cortical protein marker for cell polarity-domain-containing protein. The transcript has a single exon. Bases 1 to 3711 code for a protein of 1236 amino acids. The record is from RefSeq and is a predicted model, not a curated record. Gene Ontology annotation, cellular component: plasma membrane of growing cell tip. NCBI's taxonomy places the organism in Eukaryota, Fungi, Ascomycota, Sordariomycetes, Cephalothecales, Cephalothecaceae. Gene Ontology annotation, molecular function: protein binding.